AUGGUAAAGGAAGAAUUGAUGGAGUUAAGUGAUGUUCAUUUCUUAAAAAGGAUGAAAGAUCUGUCACUACUACGUAGAUGGCACAAGCAGCAUUUUGGGGAUAUAACUGAGAGAAUAAAGAGGUUUGAGAAAGAAAUCAAGAAGGUGGAUGAUAUGGUUAGUAGUGGACGAUAUGAUGGUACAAUGGAGGCAAGGAGGAGGGCAUUAGUCAGGUGCUGUGAAAAGUGGUAUGUGAGGCAGGAUGUUCACUGGAACCAAAUGUUCAGAUCUCGGCAUGCUAAUGAGAUAGAUAGGAACACAAGGUGCUACCAUAAUAUAGCCUCGAUGAUAAGAAGGAAUAACAGGAUUGAGUCUUUGGAAGACUCUCCAAGAGUGACCUUCAGGGAUGGAUUGGUUAAUUGGCUAGAGAGGGGAGAAGCUGAAGCCCUAGAGGUGUUACCGUUAGUGGAGGAAGUAAAAGAAGUAGUUUGGAAUUGUGAAUCUUCUAAGACUCCAGGGAGUGACGGGUACAACAUGAAUUUUAUAAAAAAGUGCUGGAAUGAGUUUGGAACAGAAUUCACUGCAGCUGUGAUGAGCUUUCUUGAGACAGCAAAAUUACUAAAGGACUCUAAUAUCACAUGGGUAGCGUUGGCUCCGAAAUUUGUUGGGGCGAAUGAGAUAAAAGAUCUCAUACCUAUCAGCAUGGUUGGGUGUGUUUAUAAAGUUAUCUCUAAGUUGUUGACACGAAGGAUGAGGAGUGUAAUGCCAGGUUUAGUUGGAGAAUCGCAGAGUGCUUUUGUGAAGGGGAGAAAGAUACACGAUGGAGCUUUAAUUGCAUGUGAAACUGUACAAUGGUUGAAAGUGAAAAAGAAGGCAUCAGUGAUCAUCAAGCUGGACUUUCAAAAAGCCUAUGAUAGAGUUAAAUGGAACUUUAUUGAUACCGUGAUUAUAGGGGAGGCGGUAAGGAACAGUCGCAUAUCUCUACUCUUAGUUGGUCGGAAUAAUAUAGAGUUAUCACACUUACAAUUUGCUAAUGACACUAUAUUAUUCUGUCCGCUAGAGAAGGAGACAAUCAUGAACUAUAAGAGGCUGCUGAGGUGCUUUGAAAUGAUGUCUGGGUUGAGCAUUAACUUUGAGAAGUCCAACUUGAUACCAGUAAACUACAAUCAAGAGUGGGUGGAACGGAUGUGUCAGCUACUGGGUUAUCAGGAGGCAGCCUUUCCGGUGAGGUGUGAUGUGCCUGGAUCUCGGAGUUUGGACAGAAGUGGACUGCACCCGCUAUAUGGAACAUUUGGUUACGACGGAAUGAUGUCAUUCUUCAUAACAAGACAACAAGGGUUGUAG
Molecule: messenger RNA, 1323 nt
Organism: Arachis duranensis
Lineage: Eukaryota; Viridiplantae; Streptophyta; Magnoliopsida; Fabales; Fabaceae
Exons: 5
Coding region: 1-1323 (440 amino acids)
Source: RefSeq, a predicted model, not a curated record